AUGUUAUGCAAGUUGGGCCUUGUACAAGAUGGAGCAUUCAGACUCAAACCACGUGGGAUUGGAAAGCGAUAAAUAAGCAACUCUGCUUAACAUAACCAUCAAUUAAAGUUGAUGCUAUUGCGUAAAUGUAAACGGCAUUAGUCGUUUCUCCUUUAUUCACCUCUGGAACUGAAUCAUAUAUUACAAGUAAAUGGGAAUAUGGUAAAAUUAAUGUAUCUGAUUGUCGAUUUAUAGGUACGUUCCAUAGGAUGCCAUUAGGAGCUACAUGUAUAGAAAACUUCUCAGUAUAGAUAGCAAUAGAAUCGAAAUGCUUCACACCGAUUUUGUACUAUAUGCCUGCAUAAGUACUGUUGUAUUGACCCUAUUUCUGGCGAAUGGUGACUUCACCUUUCGUACACUACGUGGUGUGAAACAUAACUGGAAGAAAGGACGUAAGAAAAUCUUUCCUACAGACGAAUAUAUCGGAGAAGUAAAUGGCACCAGCAUAAACGUAAUUAUACAUAGGAAAAAUGAGAUCAAAAGGAACCUCAAUACUUUAGUUUGUGCAGACAUUCAGGUCAUACUUGAUUUGUCAUGUUCGGUUGGCGCAAAAACCAAAAGGGAGGCCAAAUCAAUAGCUGGUAAUGUUACCUAUGAGCUGAUUAACCUAGAUACAACUCGACCACGAGUCAAAGUUGGAAUUAUGACAUACAGUGAAAACAUAAAGCAUAUACUACGGUUAGAUAAAUCACAAAAUGAAACAACAAUUUUAGACGCCUUUGCUAAUAUGAGUUUGGAAAAGAGUCCAAGUGACUUAUGUAGAACAUCUACACAUAUUGCUCUCGAGGAAACGAGAACUAUACUCAAACAUAUUAAAAAGACAGACAGAACACAAAUCAUUCUUCUGUUCACUGAUGGGUUAACGUUUUUAAGACGAUAUAGAAAUGAUUUGUAUGCAACAGCGAAGGAUCUAAAGGACAGUGGCGUCAUCAUUCACAUUAUAGAAUUACCACACAGGCGUGGGAAGUAUCAAAAUAUAGAAUUCGCUACUUUGGCUCAUUCACAUAAGCAUCGCUACAAAGGUACAGAUUGUUCAAAUGUUGCAAACGAUGUAUUUGAACGUAUCCUAUCUGACGCCGCGCCAUGCCCCGAUAUAGGACUACCUUAUUACUCAAAGUGUGCAUUCGACUGGACGUUAGAAAUUAAGAAUUACUGAAGCGGAAUUUGUCAGGGUAGACCGAAUUAUUCAAUCCACCAUUCGUAUAGUGCAUAAUGUACUAUAUGACCAUUGGAACCAUUUCAUCUGAAGUAGCCUCACUGGUGGAUAAUACGAUAAAGCAUGAAGUAAGAACGUGUAUCCAACUUUUGAAAGAUGUGGAAACGUCGACAUAUUAUUUCAGAUAGCAUCCCAGCAAAAAUGAAUACUACUGAAAAUUAGAACUUUAUUCUUUGAUGAAACAUUUCUAGAGUAAUGCUUAUAAUUAUACAUUGCCUUAGUAGACAUAUUGCUUGGUGUUGAUUUCGAGUGUACCCCUCCAAAAUGACUAGCUUACUACUGGUAAUGAGGACUUUAUCCUUGAAAAAUAUGGAAAGUACAUUGCUUUUAAUUAUGCAUUGCUUAUGUAGGCAUAUUGCUUGGCGUCGAAUACACAGUACACAACAUAGUCAAUUAAUAAGGAAAUAGAUAUGACAAAUACAAACAGUGUAUGGCAUGUGGAAUAUGAGUUAUUAACAGAUUACGUAUAAAAAAUGUCAUCAUUAUUAACCUAUUGGAUGCCCAAAAAACGGAUACAUCCGAAUCCGUCAAGAAUGUGGCUAUAGUUGAGUUAAGAGUUACACUUCUUUUUGAAUUUUCCGAAGCACGAAUAAGAUAAAUGAUUCAACAAGUCUGAUACAUAUUCUAAAAUUAAAUAUAUUUGAUCUGAGUAAAAUAAAAUCAUAUACUUUGAAAAAUUCUAAAUCUCGAAUUAUUGCAAAUUCCAGCAUAGGUUUCCCAUUUUGUAUUCUUUGGAGGCUCCAAUCGGAAAAACGAUGACCACGAAAUAUAUGUGAAAUGGAUAUGUUAUCUGAUUUACGCACCAAGCUUUCAAACGUUAAUCCAUUAACGUCUAUGUCCCAUAUAAGGGACGGUUUUAUCUUUGUAUAUAUUGGAAGAUGACAGUAUUGACUCGAUAGUACUUUAAAUUUCUUA
This is a messenger RNA of Owenia fusiformis, 2170 nucleotides long. Lineage: Eukaryota; Metazoa; Annelida; Polychaeta; Sabellida; Oweniidae. The record is from the annotation of a GenBank genome assembly.